Zea mays is the source of this 1726-nucleotide messenger RNA. RefSeq lists its product as uncharacterized. Bases 330 to 1295 code for a protein of 321 amino acids. The transcript is spliced from 10 exons. NCBI's taxonomy places the organism in Eukaryota, Viridiplantae, Streptophyta, Magnoliopsida, Poales, Poaceae. The record is from RefSeq and is a predicted model, not a curated record. Gene Ontology annotation, cellular component: nucleus.
UAGGAAAUUUUGGUCCCCAUAUUGCAGCUUUCCCAACCAACCAUGAACUCACCCGCACCACGCCGUUAACGGGUCCAGAACCUCGCUUCCAAUCUGCCCUCCCGUGUCCCCCUCCCUGUCCGAUUCCCCACAGUAGCGCCUCGCCCUCGUCCUCCUCCUCCAGUCCGGAUCGCCAUUUCCCACCGAUCCGUCCCGGCAUCGGCAUGGCUGCGCCCAAGCCAAAGGCGCCGGCGCCCAGUGCUUCGGCAGCCUAGCGUUUGUUUGCCUCCGAGGAUUUCCGCCUAUCGCGUUACCGGAUCUUCGGUGGGCCGGCGACCCUCUACGCCACUAUGAGCUCCGACGGGCGCCUCCGCCGCGCGCUGGCCGCGUUCGGCGGCGACGUGUGGGACCUCGUGGACGCGGCGCUCGCCGCCGCCGCGCGGGACAGCCCCGGCGACCUGCGCGCGCGCCGCGACGGCAUCGUCCAGCGCCUCUACGCAGGGGCAGCCCGCUGCCGCAACUGCGACGCCGACGCAACCCCGGCGCCUGCUCAGCCGAGGAAGGCGAAUGACGCCGUCGCUGCUGCUGCUUCUCCUGCGGCGGCGGCGUCGGCGUUUCCGGCCUCGCCUGAACAGGAGGUCGACGCGGACGGCCUCGACGACGUCGACGACGCGGCCGACGCUGGCAUGGAGAGCAAGAUUCUGGCGAUCAGGGAUUUCCUGGAGGACCCGGACCAGUCUGAGGACGACAUAGUGAGCCUACUGCAGAACCUAGCAGACAUGGAUAUCACUUACAAGGCUCUCCAGGACACGGACAUCGGCCGCCAUGUGAAUGGCCUGCGUAAGCACCCAUCCAGCGAGGUCCGGCAACUGGUGAAGCUGCUCGUUAGGAAAUGGAAGGAAAUAGUGGAUGAUUGGGUGAGGCUGCACAACUCAUGUGGUGAUGGUAGUGGCUCCAUCAUAAGCGAUGGUGACUCACCUGACAAAGUUCAAUCCAAGUACCAUCAAAAUACUCAUGCUUCAGACUUCAAGUAUCCCCCCAGCCCACAGAGGCAUAAUGUUUUGAGCUCAGAGAGAUCUAGCAACCACAAUUUGGUGGAGUCAACAAUGGAGAAGCGUAGAACGAGCCCUGCUCCUGCAUACAAUAACACCAAGCAGAACAACAGCAACAACUAUUCCAGUAUUUCAUCGUCAGCACCAGCUAGAGCAAUACGGGAGCAAAAGAACACUCUUUUGGAUUCUGAGAAGCUAGACUCAGCUAGGAAGAGGCUUCAGGAAAACUACCAGGAAGCGCAAAACGUGAACUUGUCAAAAUGACGUGCUAAAUUCAGGCCAAUGCUAUGCCACGAAAAAGCAGAGGACGAUACAAGUGAUGGAUAUCCACGACAUACCGAAGCCGAAGAACAGGAACACCUUCGUGCGCAAGAGCGGCAGCAGCGCCGGAUUCCCGGCAAAGCACCGGUGAUCUCUGCCUGACCACCAUCGGAUCUGUAGCGGACUCAGCGUAUUUAUUUCUGUACUAGCAAAAAGAAAAAAAAGAAAGAAAUUUUAAGAAGCAAACUCUUGUUUUCCCAGUUUGAUUUGUAGCCCUGCAGUCCAGCUCACUGAUAUUAUAGGGAUAUAUAUACUGCCUAGUCCAUGAGGCUACGCUUUUGUACCUCUCUUUAAGAUUGGAGAACAGAAGGAAAGCAAAUUGUGUUAUUAUUCAAUGACAUUCACAUUCCUGCCUGAUAAAGAUAUGGCCGGUA